Molecule: messenger RNA, 7392 nt
Organism: Dreissena polymorpha
Lineage: Eukaryota; Metazoa; Mollusca; Bivalvia; Myida; Dreissenidae
Exons: 18
Coding region: 1963-6321 (1452 amino acids)
Molecular function (GO): signaling receptor binding
Source: RefSeq, a predicted model, not a curated record
UUUUGCUUUUCGGUUAAAAAGUACUCUAAUGUGGAAGGUAACCAAAGAACAGCGUACGCGCAUCCGGAAAAACAUAAACAUAAAACGCGCUAACAUCUGGAGCAAUCAAUAGCAGAACCUGCUAAUACCAAGGUAAAAUGUGAGGAGCUCCAUUGUGAUUAUUUCCUGAAUCCAAAGAGAGCUUCAGAAGAAUCCACACAUGGUCAUGAGCAUGGAAUUGAUGUAAACAAGGGAGACAACAUUUCUGCAGACUGUUCCUUUGGUUAUCCUGCACAUUUCCUGCCAGUAAAGAAAACUUGCUUACCACAGAUUCACGCUAUAUCUCACCCACCCGAAUCUUAUGAACUGUCUAAAGUGCUUAUUAAAGACAAGUAUUGUAUAAAUGUUCGUGAAAAAAAGUUGGGUGAUCUUGACUUGCCUCCUGCCAUCAGCGAUAUAGAGAGUUAUGAGCUUUCUAAGGAUGAAGAAAGUAACUGCUCAAGAAGUGAGCAUUGCCCUGAACAAUUGUCUGAAACUGCUGACACUUCAAAUGAACCAAAAACUGAAAUAGCAAACAAAGACCAUCUGAGUACAGAGUAUGUUUUAGAGUUUCAAAAUACAAGUUGUUCUGACUUUGCAUCAAUCAAAAGAGUUCCUAAAUAUCUUACAAAACCAGUAGCAAGUUCUGACAGUCUGUUCGUGAAUUUAGACUCUCAGUCGCUUUAUUCUUUGUCAGGAGAAGCAAGCAGUGAUUUAUGCACCAAGAAUUCUGUUGAAGGAAAGGUAGAAUCUGAUGACACAGGUCUUGGAUCGGAUGAAAAAGAAAAAGACACUGAACCAGAAGCUAUUGAUUUAAGUACAGAUGUAUGUUUGUAUGAAGUCGGAAUACAUAAUUACAGCAUUGUUGAAAGAAAAAACUCGCUAGAUUAUGAGCAUUUCCAAAAUUCAUUUAAUGAAAACAAUGUUCUUUUAGUACAUGAUAUACAGAAUAUUGACAAUGCAGUGCAUGAUAGUAAAUUCUCAGCUGCUCAUGAUGACUAUGUAAAAGAAAAUGUUGAACUGAAAGAAGCUGUAAAUGAUAUACUUGUGGAUGAAAGUAUUGGACAAUGCAAUGAACCUAAUGCCAAUCUGGAUUUAACUUCAAAUGAACACAAAACUGAUGUGUUGUUUACUACUCAAAACAACCAACUUCACGGAACAGCACAGGAAUACUUACAGAAAUCAGGAAAAGUUAAUCUAGAAUGUUAUAGUACUGCUGAAAACACCGUUCAUGUGACACCAGAAACUGUACAAGAUCAACUUGUUCAUUCUUAUGACCAAAGCACAGUAAAAUCAUCGGAAAAAGACAAUAAUGUGUCUGCUGAAAGCCAAAUAAUUAAAGAGAAAGUAAAUGAUUUCAGUGACUCAUGUUUAAACAUUUUCAUCAAAAAUGAUGAUAGGCAAUCUAGACUUUUAGGCAAACCUCGCAGUUCAUCUCUGAUACGGACUUUUCAGACUCAGCGAUCCGAAAGUGUUGGUUCUGGUUGUGAAUCAUUCUACUCGCUCGACAAUAACAGCUUUACUGGCUCCCCUGUGGCGGCUAGAAUUAAAAAGACAUUGACUUGGACGCCAAGGGUCCUGUCAGAGAACAAGUUUGCAAGUAGCCUAAGUACAGGCACCUUUUCAGAUGCUGCUAGCUUUUAUACUGCUGAAACAAGUGGCACAUUUUACUCAGCAUUGUCAUUUCAACAUGAGAGUUCUGAAAAUACGGAACAGUUUCAGACUUGCGAAGACCUCCAGGCUGUUCAAGAUGUGGUAGAGGAGGAUAAGGAAGAAAGGUCUAAGUUGUUUAGAGCCAAAACUGUCUUAAAUAGAGGGUGCGAAUUUGUACGUUCCAAGUUUAAAAAUCACUUUCAGAGGUUGCCAAAUUUUGUCAAUAGGACAUCAUUGAGUUCUGGUGUAUUGUCUGUAAAAUUCUGUCAUCGUGGUUGUGGAUUUUCCUGUAUGCAGCCUGGAAGGGAUAAUUCACUGUACAACAUAACAGAACAGUGUUUUCAUCAAGGCUUAGGAAUAAGGGGUAAUAAUUUAGAUUCAGGAAUACAAGAGGAUCCCAUUGAGAUGACAAAACUUGCACCAGAAAAUAAAAGUCAUGCUGAGGUUAUGGCACUUAAACAAGACUUACAGAUAACUGCAGGAGCUGUUAGACCAGACAAUGGAAAACCUGAAAAUACUAGUGUGGGAUUGGGGCGAGAAUAUGACCAAUGUGUCAAUGAAUUAGAGCCAGAUGUAGACAGAGAUGCUGGCAGAAGGGUUGGUCCUCCAGGAGUGAAGAUCAGGAGGAAACUUGUUGGGAAUGUUGUGAAACCAAGUGUGGAUGCUCAUGAACUGUUACAGCUGACAGAGAACUUUGAUGACGACCUAAUGGAGUCAAGCGAUGAUGCGUUUGAAAAAGAUGAUGCAACACGAGAGCCAAAACAAUAUUUGAAGAGUGAAGACUUGAAGAGUGAAGACCAUCGUUGUGGAGAAUAUGAUGAACACGACGGGGCGUCUCUGUCAGAGAGGGCUGCCAACAGGAUGGGUAGUCUAAUAAGGGAGACAACUGGGGAUGAAGAUGAUCUGCCAGUUGGCUGUGAGGCUGGAUCGAUGAAGAAAAUGAAGGACAAAAAUGACAGGAAGUCCAGUGAAAAGCGACUUCAAUGGAGAUCUGUUGUGGAGAAGAGUGUAACAUCCAGUCUGAACAGCAGACCGACCCAAACGCUUCGUUCCUGUGUUGAGCAGAUUCUAUGCCAGCGAGAGAUGGACCCGGAAACUGUGCUACGCAAUCUUGGUUUUGAUGGCUCCAGCGCCGACGACCCCCUAAACAGAAUACCGGACAGGUUCCUGGCACACCAGAGAUUACUACAGGAAACCAGUCUGGCUCAGUAUUUGCUGAGUCAUCCUGAACUGCAGGGUCAACUUCCUGUGUCUGGUUCCCAGCCGUUCUCAAGCCCUCAGCUGAUGGAGAACUGGGCCCAAGAUCAAAGCGCUGCCGGGUCUUCCAAAUCGAAACGAAAAGGUUCCCUGCACUCCUCCUUCUCCACGGUGGCUCGCAGUAUACGCUUCAUCCAGGGAGCCCAGACCCAGGCGCAGGCUCCUGUAUCGCCUGACGAGGAGACCAAGGUGCUCAGCGCCAUCCCCAGUAUUCUCGACCUACCCAAUAGGAGGGCACUAGCCCGCCAGGGAUUCUAUGGCCCAGAGUACAUCGUGCGGAGAUCGUCUGAGACCGGACAGGACGGCAAGUCUCCCAAGGGGUCCAUGUCCGCAGCAGAACGACGCAGACAGUUCCAUUACAAAGUCAAGAGUCGGAACCAGAACUGGUCGCUGACAGAGGAGCCUAAGGAGAACAAGGAUCACACGCAGCAAGACCAGGGGCCAGCGAGGGAGUCGGUGGAUAGCUGGGACCGGGCAAUACUGCUGAAGAGCUUUAGUGAUCGGAUUAGCUCAGAUUCGUCGUACGAGAGUAACGACUCAGUUGGCGAAGAGAGGGGCCGCCUCAAAAGGGAGAACUCAAUAAGUAACCUGCGCAGGCAGUACCAGAACACCAUACGUCAGAGUGUCGACAGAGACGGGUCUGUUUUUACUGUGGAUAAGGAUGACGUUGAAUCUGUGUUGGAGAAAUCGCCGCACCGCAUCACGGAGCUCAGACGUCGACAGGUUGAAGGACUCAUGCUUUCCAUGGUCGACGACGGCGAUUAUUGCACUGAAGAUGGAACUGUACCUGCUUCUGCUUCAAGCAGAACUUUAGCUUUUGUUAAUGCUCAAAACUCAAAAAUGUCCACUCUCACAGGCUCACCGCUAACUCCGAAGGAAUUCAGUUAUUCGUUCGAAGAUCGACUCAAAGACGGCGAAAGUGAGUUUGACUUUGAGAAGCAGCCGAAACCGGCCAAGUCCUGUGUCAGCCGUCCCCAGAAUGUGAGUAUAAUCAUUGAAGAAGACGCCUCGUCACUGGACGGUGUUUCAAAAAAGGAGGUAAAUCCGUUACUACAGGCAGUAUCGAGCAAGAAUGAGUUGUCUUUUCCUGUUCUCACUCAAAGGUCUGACUCCUCCAACACCCUGGUUCCGACAGAGAGCAUGGGUGACAACGACCCCGAGUCUGACUUCGCAUCGAAAUCUGGUGACCUUGACCUUGAUCCGUGCUACGCAGACGCUUUAUCAGAGUCUGCAAGCUCCCUCAUGAGUGGAGAAACCGUCAUUAGAGGCUUGUCACCUUUUGAACAUGCUGGCGAAAGGACUGUUAGGUUUCCUGGAUCGAGGCAAUCUAUGGACGACAAACGACUGAAACCUUUAGUGAACCCCCCGCAGGAGUCGUUUGAACUUGAAGAAAUAUCGAGUGCAGACGUUGCCCAUGAGGAUGUGGGUGGGGUAUCACGUAGGUCGUCUAUCCGUAGAGGUCAUAUGGAAAAAACAGCCAGUACCCAAUCAGACAGCUCUGGGUUUGCAGACAUUGAUCCAGCAGGGGAGCCAACUCUAGCUGACCACAAGAUCAGACAGGCAACAAUGCUGAACGAGGUCCCAGAACUUGCAGAAACCAGUAAACUAGUGUCAGUCUCUCGAAAAUUCAGAAAUAUUGUAGAACAGGACUACGAAGAUAAUUCGAAUCCAGCCCUCCGGACCAUUGCAUACACAGCUGAAACCGAAACUGGCAACAAGUCAGUUUUGUACACAGUCGAUCUUCCCUUGAUACCAUUACCGUGUCAACAGUUGGCUAAAAAUAGCUUACAGGACCAGUCUAGGCAACCGCGGUAUGUUUCUUCCCUUAACUUGGAGACGGAAUUGUUGGAUGACGACGAAAGUGAAAAGAGCUCAGAAAGUCGUGUUCGAGUAAAACCAGUGGGACCUGCUGUGUUUCUAACAUUGCAUGAUCUUAAAAACAAUCAGAGCCAUCUAAGUGAUGAGAACGAUUUUGAAAACUGUGAUAAUAACUUAAGCGCAGGUGAAUGGAGAAAAGAAGGAUUGGGCAUCCAUGAUGUGAAUAAUGAAACUGCUAAUGACAGUCAACAGACGUUCCAGAGGGAACGAGAUGUGAUGCAGUCCAAGCAGAGCAUUCUUCAGAGAAAACUUUCCAAGCAAUCAAUGGUGGCAUCUAAAACGCAGACAGCUGAUUGGUUGCUGAAUAAUGAGUCCAAGCGAAAGGCGUUCAAAAUGGGACGUCCAAACUGGGCCUCGACGCCUAAUUUGAAACCUAAGGGUGACGCUAGGGUAACGGGUGUCUGGAAAAGACAUUUCCAAAUGGAGGAAUCAAUGUCCUUGGAUAUACCCCCAGAGGAAUCUGGUGACGAACUGUCCUUGAAACUGCGGCAACAUUCUCUAGACUUUGAUCAUGAGAAUAUUCUAGGUAACGCGAAACCCCAUUUGAAGCAUCUGCGGGGUGACUCAGCCUGCGCGUCUCUCGAUGAAAGCAUGUAUUCGUCAAAGUCAUCGAUGCUGGGUAGUUACCAGGGGGUAUCUGAUGAGUAUCUCAACUAUCUGCGCCUCGCACGUUUGGUCAAUGGGCCGAGCCCAAUAAUGGAUAUAAUACCAAAAAUGCCCAAUUUGAAGUUCCGACCAACUAUUCAUAUGAAGAACUGGUCAAAGAUUCCAAAACAGAAGAUGCUUGAAGAGGAAACCAGACUAAUGCAGCAUGCAGUCCAGCGCUACAAGACUGAGCUGGCAAUGAUGGAGAACAUGCUGUUUAGUCUCUACAGUAGGGUGCAGUCUGACCUCGUUCCUGAGGAAAGAGCGGACGUUGAGGAGUUACAGCAGCUGUGGAGUCAGGUGCGCAAGGAGGUGAUCAAGAUGGAGGAUCUCCUGGUUGACAGACUGCGCGCAGUCCUCGCCGGCAACGCUAGCUUCAGCCCGCUUGACUCCCUGGAGAUUGUUCAGAUGAUGAUUGAUCUUCUAAGAGAGCAGCUGUACCACCAACAAAUGUGCAUCGCACGCGACGUGAGCUUCUCUGACGACGAAGAAGAUGAGGGUACUGGCCAUUUCCCAGCCCGGUCAUUGAGUGGGGCCUCUGUCCCGUCCACGUCUGGGCUGACUGGUUCCUCUGUGGACAGUGCAUGGGCGCGAGAGUUGUCCAAUCAGAUGAACGAGCUGAAAACCAGUCUUGAAAUGACGAAGGAGUCUCAGAAACGGGAACUGAGAGAGCGAAUAUCAGAGCUGAAGACUGGUUUACUUAGUGAAGUUCACAGAGAGGUUGAGACGCCAACUCAGAACAAGCGAAUGCUCGAGCUCGAACUACAGGCUCGUGAAAAUGAGGUCCGCAGGCUGAGAAUGGAACUACUUUUGCAGAGCGUGAAUACAGGAGGGACCAGGCGUAAGCAGGUCUUUGAAAGUGACGUCUGAUGGUUGGACAACAAAUAGUGCCAAAAUAUGCUUCCUUUUGUAAAUUGGAUUGUUUUAAAUGAGCCAUUUAUGUUGAAAUUGUCAAAGAACUUCCGAGAACUGCUGAAAUAUAUGUUCAAUUAUGAUAUGAAAUCAUUUUUUGUGACAAAUCAAAUUGUUGGCUGAAUCGACCAAUCAAAUAAGGUGCUGCUUUGUAUUGCUCAUGUAUUUGUGAGUUUUGGCCUCAUUGUGUUCACAAAUGAGGGCCAUUUAAUUGCAACCAUCAUGCCAAAUGUCCUUGGGUCCAAUGAACUGAGAACGAGAAUAAUGCACAGUGUUCAAAAUUGUUUGUUAUUGGUGGCAUAGAGUGCAACUAUUGUCACCCCUCAAAAUGUCGAUAUCCUUUACAUUUCCAUACAAUCUGUCAAUCAAAUCAAUUUAUUUUACAUUCCUGUAUAUUUUUAUGUAAAAGAAUUGUUGUCUUAGAUUUUUGUAUUAUCUGUUAUUUGUCAUAAGCAUUCCAAAUCAUGGACCAUUUUUAUAAAUUCGUUUAGAAAUGAAUUGUUACAGAUCAUGUUAGUUUGUUCAUGUUUGUAAGAAAUCUUUCUCAAUUUCUAGUCAUUCUUUUCUGAGUUCGUUUUAAAACUUUGCAUGUUUUAAUUGUAUAUGAACAUAUCAUUAUCAUUAAAGAUGGCAUGAUGAAAGACUUUAUUUUAAUAUUUUUAUACUUAAUUUGGCUUUAACACAUUUAUAUUUGUUAAUAUCAUGUUUUCUGUCUGGCACAAUGGUCUGUGCUGCAGAUUUUAACACAUAAAACUGCUGUAUAAGUUAUGGCUUUACUUCCAUUUCAAUUAUGUACUUGUUCAUUUUGAAAUGUGACAUUUGAAGUUUAGUAUUAUUGUAGAAUUAUACAAUUCAAAUGCUUUGCACUUCUGGACUGCUGGUUAACAAAUUGGUAUCUAAUUUCUUUCUAUUGCUCCUUCUGUCUUCAUUCUAUAAUGUGUUCUUGUUGCUGCUUUUGUAAAGAAUUUGUUACUUGUUAUAUUUGCUUAUAUUAGAUUUUUAUAUACAUAAAUAUAUGUUAUUAAACCA